GGAUUGGUGUUAUCUCUUCUUCAAAAAAAACUCAUCGGUUAUCUCUCCUUCUACUACGCCCCUCAAUCUAUCUACUCCGAUUUCCAAAGAAACCUCUUCGGCAAAAGCAGAUGACGUCUUCUUCCGAUCAGAAUCUACCACCUCCUCUAUCGAUUGCCGAGGUUCCACUGUUGUCGAAAGAAGACUGGCGGUUGGAAGUUUGGGGUUGGGCGGGAUCGGAGAUAGAAGGAAAACAAAUAGGACUGACAGCGGCGGUGGCUGUAUGUCAUUUUUUUCUAUGCCGUCUGGUUUUAACUCAAAGAAACAGGAGAAUGAGAACUCCGAUGCCGAGAAAGUCAACGUUUCAAUUGAGUGGGGGCGGCGAUGGGUUGAUCGGUUUGCCUGGUUUAGGAUUAGGUAGUAAACAGAAGAGGCUUGCUGAAAAUUUACUGAUCUUGUGUGCAGAAGUUCCAUCUGAACCUACCCAAAGCUCUUACAAGAUACCUGUCGAUACCCAUUCAGGGGCUCGGCUUCCAGAAAGAGUAAAGUUAAUGAUUGAGGAGAUGAAAGCGAAGAAACAGGUUUACGUGAAGAUCUAUUUUCUGCUGGCAGAAAGUUUGCAGAAUUUUAGAAUGUGUUGGAGCAGAUACUUGGUGUGCUUAUUAAGCUUGUGAAAGAUUUGAAGUUACAACAUCAACAUAAAUACGGCAUUGUGGGCACAUAGUAACAUUCGGAAAACCUCCAACAAGGUGCCGUUUCAUACGGCUUGCACCUCCCUUUGUUACUUUCAAACAAAAGGUGCAUGUAAAAUUGUUUCUAAUGUUAGGGUCUUGCACACUAUACUUUCUUACAUGAUCUGUUUUGAAGUCGGAUGAAGCAUUAACUCCAUUCUCAGUAUCCAUGAAUAAGAGUAGAAAGAAUAACAGAGAAGAAGAGAAGAGAAGGUUAACUACUAACUUAACUGUCGAUCAAGAAUCACGAGGGAAAAGGAGUGGAAGACUAAUAGAUAAAGAAAGAGAGAAGAACAAGAUUGUCGUGUGAGACUGUGAUCGUGUGAUCAAUUUGUCGUGCCUCUUUUUAUCAUGGUACAGUGGUACGUAGAUCUCUAGGGUAGAAGUACGGCCGGCCAGAAAUAUUUAAUAGUUGCAUGUUUUUUUUUUUUUUUAACAUUAUUCAAAUAAAUGGGCCAGACCAUGAUGCGCCAAUGCGUAAUGCGCUGGAUGCGUUUGGAAGCGGACACAUUGCCUGGCAACAUGUAGGUCGCAUUGCCCUAUAGGUUUGUUGCCCAUAACCCAUCGCAACGCAACGCAACGGACGCAUCAUCUCAUCAAGCACGCUUUUUUAAACCAAGAACAAAAUCUAUAUGAAAAUUUUGUAGGAUUAACGAUGAACUGAAAAAGACUUGGUUGUGCAAAAGGUGUGAAACCAUGAGCCCCAAAUUGAGGCUAGAAGAUGUCAGAAGAUGUUAAAAGACUCUGGUCCACAUCUGCGCCAAGAAGAGGGCGCGCAUACAUUUUUAGGACUGCAGUCUUCAAAAAAACAAACAGUCUGCGAAGGUUAAUGUCUGCGUGUGGUUUGCACGGUGCAGACAGAAGAGGUCACGCAGAUCUGCAGACAAAAAACAUACACUACCUUAUACACAAGAAUCAUCCCAGCACUGCAUAAGAUAAGGUGACACGACUUCAAGAAUAUCAAGGUGUUGACCCCCAUUUUGACACAAUCGCAAGGCAUAUCAAGAAAUAGUGAAGAAGCUAAAGAAUAUGCAAUGGAUAAUUCACCAAGUGGACAUGGAUCUCAACCGAUUACCCUUGAAAUAAAUUGGGUGAUUUGCUCAACCUCAUCUUUUAGCUUCUUAUCAUUUUACAGAAUUCUUCAUAGCUGAUUUUGCCAUCCUGUCAGGGUCAUAAUAGCAUCUCAUACAACACUCUAUUCAAACAGUAUGAUUCAUUUAUAAUAACUUGCAUAGUAUAACUUACAACAUUCGCAUGAAUUUCUGAUAUUAUAUCUUCAAUGGUGGCCUCAUCGCCCAUUUAUUAUCUUCCAAGAUUGAUUUUAGAUCAUCUUUUGAAAUAAAUCUGCCAUAAAUCCCCAUCAUGAUCCAAAAGGACCAAAACUUAGAAACGAUAAAUGUUUUCAAUAAAAAAUGUGGUUGUGAUUAGGCACCAGGUGUCCUUAGGCUCGGUCCAUUAAAUAUUACACCCUUCAUUGUUUUUUGGUGUGUGUGUUUUGUUUUUAUGUGGUAUAUGUGUGUUGUGUUUGAAAGGUCUCACUUGACUAAACAUAACCACUUUCAGUCAACUUCACAAGCAUCAAUCUUUAGAGUUGAUUGGACAUGAUUACAUACAUGAUUACUUAAGAAAGUGUACAACACAAAUGAAUAAAACCAUAAAUAGCAAUGCACUUUGGGUUUUUCUUAAAAAGUAAGAAAAAAUGCAUCAAACAUAUAAACAAAUUAGGUAAAUUACAAAAUUGAUUAAGUUUAAUUUUGUAAAUUGUUGAAAAUCAGUGAUUUUGUUUGUAUACAUUUAAAAAAACCGAAUUUAUUGCAAAAAUCCUACUUAAAAUAUUUCGGUAGGAAAAUUAGGUCGGGGGACUUAUUUUUGUGUUAUAUAAUAGGUCAUAAAAGCUCCAAUCAAUCACUAAAAGAAUUUUUGUGGAAAGAAAUAUGGCCUCUAUAUAACACCAAACACCUUUUAAAUAGUAUUAUUUUAACUGUUUUUAGUUUUUUAUUGUUAUUCUUUAUAAUUUAUAAUAUUAAAUUAUGUUUUAGUGUAAUUUUUUAGUGUGGUUGGAGUUGAAAAGAGUUUUGGUGUUAGUUUUACACAAAAAUAGUGUAAAUGCUGGAAACCAUGACAGGUAUGUACUACCCUCAAGCCCUAAAAAUAAAAUCAAUUAUUUUAAAUCCCCUUUUCCCUCUUUCUAUUCAAAAUAUUCUCCAAAAACCCUAAUUUUUCAACCCUCUAUACCACCGCCCUCUUGUCCCAUCACCGCCCUCUUGUCCCAUUAGUGAACCACCGCCAGCCUCCCUACACACGCGACAACCGGCGACCUCACCACAGUACGGCACCGCAACACUCACGCAUAUCUACAACUUGAUUAUUGUGGGUCAUCUCGAAACCCCUCACGUUGGAGCAUUCACGUGGUACCACACUUGAAGUAUUCACUAUCCUAGGAGCACCAUUCACACACAUAGAUACACUAAGUGUGCCAUUUGGUCAUCAAGUGUAACCUUUACUUCUAGUUGUUGGGGUUCUCUCUUUACAAUGGCUCUUAAUGCCAUAAGAUAUUGGGUGGAUUUAAAAAAUGCGUUAAAGUCCUCUGGAAAACUACAUGGAGAUGUAGAUCCGUCAAGUGUUACAAAAAAUGACACGUAUGACCGUAUCAGGGAAGAUUCAACGAGUAUCCAGCAACGUCUCUCCAACCUUUCAGCUGAGGAAGAGAUAUUGAGACCGGCUCUAGAAAGGGAUCUAGCAAGGAACAUAAAACUGGAGAGUUUUAAAUUGAUUGAAUUAUGGAAUAGAGGUCGUGAUAACACAAUCAAAAUCAAUUUGAGUGACCAGUCAGAAGCAAAUGCAAUUUGUCUUAUAGAUAUUCAUCUAUGGAUUGCAUUUAACUUGAGAACGGUGCAUAAAAUAACUAUAAUUCCGGGGAAUGAAAACCAUCAAGCGAUCGGUUAUCACUUACUUACAAAAGAUGUCCGACUCAAAGAUAACCAGGGCGUUUUUACAAUCACAUUUUUCUUGAAUAAAAAAGACUACAACUUUGAUAAUGAGAUGUACUCGGUUGGUGGUCAAACAAAUAGUUGGCAAUCGGUUUUAGAGGCAUUAUUGCGAUGUGGCCAACUUUACGUGGGUGUCAACCCACAAGAUAUCAGAAGAAAUUUAGAAAUUAGUGAUCUUAUUCAAGAUAUUGAACACAUUCAACAUCGUGCCAAUUCUUUGGUCGAAGAGGCCUCUAAAUAUUACGCUGAAGGAAGUACAAUUCUUGGAAAUCAAAAGAUGGAUGAAGCACAGAGCUUAAGAGAUGAGAUCAACGUCGAACAUAAGAAAAAUUGCUUCAAGCUACUAGUAUCUAGGAAUGAAGAAAUUACCAACAUAAUCACUGUCGAUCUUCAUGGACAACAUAGAUAUGAGGCAAUGUGGUUUUUGAAGCUUCACUUGUGGUUGUUCAACAAUUUGCGUACUGUAAAGGAAAUUCUUGUGAUUACGGGACAUGCUGAAGCUCGACCAAAGGAAUCGGUUUUGAAGCCAAUGGUCAUUGGUUUAUUAAAAACAUAUGGAAUGGAGCCUAAACAAUUAGAUAAAGGCACCUUUCAUAUCACACUUCCUUCCGAAGCGAGAGUUUUCAAUUUUGCACUAGACGAUUCCGAUAUUUCCGACGACUGAAGCGAGAGUUUUCAGUUUUGCACUAGACGAUUCCGAUAUUUCCGACUGUACAGAUAACUAGAGGAAGCCUCCAAAGAUCACAACAGAAUAUAUCAGUUCUAUAGAUUUUUAUCAAGUGUACAAUGGACACAUGUUUUUUUUCCUGUUAACUUAAUUUAGACGGAAUAACUUAAUAGAAAUUUCAUGAAAUAACCAUA
Molecule: messenger RNA, 4561 nt
Organism: Lactuca sativa (garden lettuce)
Lineage: Eukaryota; Viridiplantae; Streptophyta; Magnoliopsida; Asterales; Asteraceae
Source: RefSeq, a predicted model, not a curated record